AUGGCAGACGGCGAAGACGACGAAGGAUGUGAUAUCUGCUUUGACAGUUACAGGUCUCCCAAGCUCUUGCCAUGCCGACACACGUUCUGUGAACCAUGCUUGAAGGACUACGGGGAAAGCUCUUGUCCCCAGGAUCUAAACGAGUUCAUUGUAUGUCCCCUGUGUCGGACUCAAUGUGCUCUGCCGUCUGUUGGGGUGGAAGGUUUCAUCAACAACUACUUCGUUCGUGAUAUUCAAACCGUUGACCGCUGUAACGUCGCCUACAAACACUACCCUAGGUGUAACUUUUGCAGAGUCAAAAUAUUACCUGAUGAUGUGCGGGACCAUCGCUGUACGCUAUCAUCUGAAUUAGCGUCAGACGAAAGUGACGACAGCGAUUAUACUUAUGAGGAUAAUUCGCUUGGAUUCAUAGUCCGGUUUCCACUGCUUCGAAUGAGAACAAAGUACAAAGUGGACUUAGAAUGCACUUUCCCGUUGAUCUUGGAGGACGACGCAUUAAUCACAUGUAUCCGAACGACUCACGAAAACACGUGUUAUAGCAUCGUAGAUUGUAGCUCCACCUAUCGACAACAUGAUUCCAAAGGCAAGUAUGUUGGAGGUACAACUAUUACUCCUUUUACUACAAUCAUGGAUAUGGUGUACCGUAAAGAUAACAGUGUAUUGUUUCUAACCAAAAACGAAAUAUCCAUCGUGAAUGGAACUGCUGUGAAGCUUUUCUGUGUCAUUAACAACUUUGAUGGUUUGUCGAUGGCGUUGUUUUCAGACGAGCGAGUGGUUGUUGUUGGAACAAUGAUUCCUGUGGAGAAGAUAGUUAGAAAUUUGGGAGAAAAUUCUGAAAACACAAAGGAAAAACAGCCAGAACCUUCGUCUAAAGGUAAAAUCGUGAUUUUGUCGAAGGACGGAAAGACGAUUCUUGCUGACCUGAGUAGAGAAAACUGUCGUCCUUCUGUUGUGGCCGUUAACCAAGUUAAUGACACAAUUUGCAUGAGUGAUAGCGAACGGAAGAUUGUAUCCGUGUUCCUUGAGAGCGGCAAAGUUAUCGGAGAAUUUAACUUGGAUGGAAGGGGCAUAGGGCUGCUCAGUUUUCUUCCUUUGUUUGAACAGGAUGGACCCAGGGGCAUCAAUCCGGCUGGAGUUUGUUUUGACCCCAAUGGAAACAUUCUCGUUGUUGAACAAGCCAGUGCGUCUGUGUUGGUAUUGGACCCUUGUGCAGGAUUCAUAGGUACUUUAGUGACUGGGGCGGAAGGCGGCUUUGGUCUACCUUUUUUAAUUGGAUGUGGUUCGACUGGAACCAUCUGGGUGGGCGAUAGAGGCACAAUUAAGGUUUUUCAUAUGGCCGGUUACGUCAACAAUAUGUGA
This is a messenger RNA of Ylistrum balloti, 1359 nucleotides long. RefSeq lists its product as uncharacterized. The transcript has a single exon. Gene Ontology annotation, cellular component: nucleoplasm; chromatin. The record is from RefSeq and is a predicted model, not a curated record. Gene Ontology annotation, biological process: positive regulation of DNA-templated transcription. The coding region runs from base 1 to 1359 and encodes 452 amino acids. NCBI's taxonomy places the organism in Eukaryota, Metazoa, Mollusca, Bivalvia, Pectinida, Pectinidae. Gene Ontology annotation, molecular function: metal ion binding; ubiquitin-protein transferase activity.